Molecule: messenger RNA, 4988 nt
Organism: Tigriopus californicus
Lineage: Eukaryota; Metazoa; Arthropoda; Copepoda; Harpacticoida; Harpacticidae
Product: condensin complex subunit 3-like
Exons: 10
Coding region: 941-4906 (1321 amino acids)
Biological process (GO): mitotic chromosome condensation
Cellular component (GO): condensin complex; condensed chromosome; cytoplasm
Source: RefSeq, a predicted model, not a curated record
ACUCAGCCUUCCACAUCUCUCUCUCUGUCAUGUCUAAGUAACAAUAGCCAUUGGUGAACUUUCAAUACUAUAAUGCAUAAAUUGAAUAAUUAAUCAAAAGCUUGUUCUAUCCAUGACGUUGAUAACAAGAGCUUCUUAUACUUGCUUGACACACAACUAUUUCUCGGUUAUUAUUGGGCAUAUUUAUUAUCAGGGAAAACUGUUUUUUUUUAGUUGUGAAUCAUUGAGAGAAGGUAAAAAUCAGUACUUAAAAAAGAUGGAGGUUGACAGUAUUUGCCAAGAAUUCGAAGCACAUUUGCAUAAUACAAUAUGUUGGGAAACAAUAAUGGAAAAGGUGUUGAAGAAAUCAAAUCAAGCAUACAUUAUCAAACUCUUAGCUUUGUUCUUAUAUGGAUGCCAUAGGUGCUGUAAAUUUUACCUUUGUAGAAUUUGAAUGUUCCCCGAAGAGUUGGUGAUGUAUUCAUUGUAUCACAAUGCAAAUAUAGCAUUCCUUUACGAGCUAAUAUUAAUAUAUAAGUCGUUCUGUGAAUAAUACCUUGAUAAACUCUGGCAUUUUAAAGUGUAUUCUCUUUUUCUACGUUUGUUUGUCCACACCUAGAUCAACCAGGCAGAGGGUGCUAAUACUUGCUUCGAAUGCAUGAAAAGGACAAUAAUACGCUCCACUAUUAGGUUGCCGUCUUUGCAUAUUGACCAAUAGUGACUUGGUGAGAUUUCGUCACCCUGAUUGCCUCCCAUUUUCGAAGUAAACAAAGGUCGAUUUGAAAUCGCGCUCCCUCCCAACUCUUCAGUUGCUCAGCUAUUCAGACUAGUACCCUGAAUUAUCCAAAACAAGGCACAAAUUCAAGCUAUCAAUGCAAAAGCCUGUAGCAUCUUUGGAUCCACAUCUUUUGAAAUAAGGCGUGAGGCUCAACCCGAUAACUGCAGCCUUGUUCGCCCCAUCAUGGUCAAGGGCCCACCCACCGGUUCGGCCUUGAGCCAAUCGAUCCUGGUCUCGUUUCAAAAGGGCCAAGACGAAUCUUGUUCGUUGUCAAAGGCUGUCCAGCAGCUCCGCACUCUCUGGUCCGAUUUGGGUGGCGACGCCAGCCAAGAAGAGGUGUUCUUCGAGCAUUUUAUUUUCUUUCUACAAUUGCCGCUCACGCGGAAGGAGCGCACUCCAUACGUGGAUCGGUGUCUGGAAUUGGCGUGUCGCUUUGUCACCUCGUUCCUACCCACCAAGAAGGCCAAGAGCGCGUCCGACAAUGAGGAGACGGCUAAAGGCGAAGACGAGGAUGACGAGGAAGAGGAUGACGAUUUGGUGGAGUUGCCGCCUCUCAUGCAUCGGUUGAUCCAUUGGCUUUUGGACCAUCAUGAAGUGGAGGGCUCUUCGGCUCGUUGGCGGAUCUGCUUGAUGUUGAAUCGCUUGCUCAAACUCCUCGGGGAAGAGGCCUCCAUUGAUGAUGAGCUUUACCAGAAGAUCUUUGAUAACAUGCUUCAGCGACUCAAGGACAAAGUGGUCGAGAUCCGGAGCCAAGCUGUCACCGCACUUCAGAGAUUGCAAGACCCGCGGGAUUCGGAAUGCCCGAUCAUCAAGGCGUUCUUGUUUCACCUGUCGUGCGAUCCCAGUGCCAUCGUCCGACGAACCGUCAUUCGUUGCAUCGGGGCCACCAAGGUUACCUUACCACAUAUUCUUCGGCGAACCAAGGAUGUGGACGAAGGUGUGCGAAAGGCCGCCUUCAAAUUUGUGGCUGAUAAGAUUCACAUGCGGUCGCUUACCAUCGCUCAAAGAGAGCAAGUGCUUCAGCGCGGACUCACUGAUCGCGCCGAUAGUGUUCGUUUGAUAGCCGAGAAGGAAUUAGUUGUGGCGUGGCUUCGUCUGUGCAACAAUAAUGUUGUAGAACUGCUCUACGCUCUGGAUGUGGGUAGUUCAGACGGAAAAGUGGCCUCGCAAAUGAUCCAGAGCCUCUGCAAGGACGUUCCGUAUCGUGAAUUGGUCGAAAACUUCAGUUACAUCGACGAUAAGAAGCUGAUUCCUUAUGAUAAACUUACGGCCGAGACGGCCAUUUAUUGGCGCAAUUUGGCCAGUUUCUUAUUGGCUGAAGGGGGAGGAGCAUUGGAGUACUUGGAUCAAAUUUUGCCUGAAUUGACCUCGUUCUGCCGAUAUAUUCGACACUUCAUUAUUGGCAUUGAAAAAUCGGAUGAUGACGUGACUUGGGUAUUUAUCGCCAAAGAACUGAUCGAAAUUAUCAAAGUUUUCGAUUUAGCUGACGAGGUGGGCCGUGGCAAUCUUAGACUGCUUUGCAAAGACUUGAUGUCGAGUUCGAAAGUACAUGCUUCGUUCAUUGAGCCGCUAAUGACGAUUUUCGCCGUUGUGCGAAAUAACCCCGAUGACCGGAUCCAAGAGGUAGCUGAAAUUAUUGCUGAAUUACGCGAUCCCAUGAAACUGGAGCAAAGUAGCGGGGCCGCUGGGAAAGUCACCAAUACUUUCGAAGAAAUGGAAACUGAAUCCAAAGCUGAGAGCAAAGCGGACCGAGACAAACGAGAGGAGCUUCAAAGAAAGAAGCAGGUGGCCAUUGCUCAAGUUAGAGUCAAGCUUAACAUUAUGAAAAACGACAUGGAAGAUGCCAUCCAAAACCGAGAUUUUAUGACCGCUCAAAAUUGCAAAGUCGAAAUGGACAAGUUGGAAGCCGAGCAAAAUCAAUUACAAGACGAAUUGAUCGAGGUGGCAGCCAUAGCAUCGAGACCAGUAUUCGUUGAAGAGGUCUGUCCAACAUCUGUGGAGCCUGAAUCAUCCGAGGAUGCUCCAAAGGUGGAAGAAGAUCCUUUGGUCGUUCAAAAAUGCUUGGAAAUCUUAUAUCACUUACUGCAAGAUACCAAGAUCAAAACUCUCAGCCCGACACUCCGAACAUUGUUCGAUGAAAUGGUGUUGCCUUCGUUGCGAAAUUUGGAACCAGAAAUCCGUAUUUCUGCCAUUCGUGCCAUGGGCGUUUGUUGCAUUCGUAGCUUGGAAUUGGCCAAACGAAAUUUGGUUCUUUUGUUCCAGGUGGCCAAUAUGGACCAAAGCGAUGUACGUGUGAGCGCUUUAGCUAUAGUGAAUGAUCUUUUGAUUUGGCACGGAUUACCGGCUUUCAUAGCCAACGAGACCCUUCGGUCGGAUGAGGCUCCAUCUAAUUUAGAAACGAUGAUGAAUAAUGAAACUCAAGACCCCACCCUGAGUCACAUGAGAGGGCUCUUAACCCAAGAUGAGCUGAAUGCCCAGGGAGGUAACUCUGUUGUCGCUCUUUUGACCCGACUCCUUGAUGAUCCCGAUUUGGAAGUUAGGACAAAGGUGGCAGAAGGGAUGUGUAAACUUCUCAUGGUUGGAGCCAUUGCCUCACCCAAGCUCUUUCAGAGGUUGAUACUCAUGUGGUACAACCCCUUGGCCGAGAGUGAAGGGAAACUGAGACAUAUUCUGGGCACAUUUUUCCCACUUUACGCAUCCGUGUCUCGAAGUAAUCAGGACUCGAUUGAGGAAGCUUUAUUGCCCACCUUGAAGACAUUGUUCAAUGCCCCUCCAACAAGUCCAUUGGGAGAGAUUGACAUUGAAGACGUAGGAUUGUUCUUCCUCCAAUUGACUAGAGAAGAUUUCCUCCAAGUUCGUGGCGAAGGCCAAGGUCCCAACGUGCACGAUUCAAUGGCAUUCUCAUUGUCGAAUGAGAUUCUCUCAAUGCCUGAUGCAUAUUGCAACAAAAUUUUAUUGAAACUCUUAGUUAAUCUCCAGGUUUCGACAACAGACUUCGUCAAACUGAGAGAGUUGAAACAACUUUGCGAUGAAAUGCAGGAAGAAAUCAAAGAAAAAGCCCUGCUACGAGUCUUGGAGAGGUUCAGCAGUUCCCUGAACGAGCAUCUCAAGAAAGACACUUUGAACCCUUUGCGAGAAUCCAUGCAAGAAUCCUUGAAAGAAAACGCCAUCGCCGAGAGAACCUCUGAAAACCAAACAAACGCCGAGGACAGUAUGAAUAGCACGAAAGCCGCUAAACGAAGAAUGCUCUUUAGUCAAACUCAGCAUACGCUCUUAUCGAGCCCUGCUGGACAUUCUGAUUCGAAGAACACGAAUACCGGCGAUUCUAGCGAUGUCUUCCUUACCCCCGAGGAGCCUAAAUUGGCGAAGGGGGACAAGAGAACCAGGAGCUCGCAGAAGAAAAAUUUGUCUUCGGAAAUUACCAGAAUUGAAGAGACUUCCGAUGAGGACGACGAGCAAGAAGAGGAGACCAUUGUCAGUGGCAAUCUGUCCAAGAAACAACGUGCGGGUAUGACCGAAGCGAAUAAGAGCAAGGGUAUAAUGCCUCUCCCCCAAAUUAACGUGGUUCCCGAAUCUAGUGAGGAAAGUGAUGAUGUGGAAAACAAUGGAUCACCAAUUAUGACUUCUACUCAAGUUGAAAAGCCUCAGCCAGGUCAACUGAAAACUUUUGUAGCCUCUCAAGUGGGCAGGAAAACCAAGAAAAUACAACGGACCGCCGAAUCGUCCACUGAAGAGGAGGAGGAAAUCAAGAGCAGUCCCGUUGGUGGUAAUAAGAAACGAGGUCGAUUGGGGUCUAAAAAGAAAUCCAAAGGUAAAAUAACGAAGGCCAGCGAAGAUGAUGAAGGUGGGGCGGAGCAAUCCGCUACACAAGGAGCCUCCUCCCAAUCAAGCGGCGCUUCAGAUUCUCGGCCUCGGCGACAAAGCGCCAGAUUGGCCAAUUCAACUCCAACACGAUCUGACCUCACGCCUAGAGUGCCCCAAGAGACCCACAGCACUAUCAAAAAGAAGAAUCCACAAGUACUCGUUGAAAAACUGACGGGUUAUACACCCGACAAAGCUAAAGCUCAUUCAAGUCGCGGCAAGAAGAACGAGGAUCCAAAGCCCCCAAAGUCUAGGCCGACACGCUCGUCUUCUAGCAAACGCAAAUAGCGAAGCCAGAAGGACCUCCCACCUAAUGAGCUGAUCGCUGUGUUUUUAUAAUGAAAAAAUACUACAAGAUUCUUUGAUCCAA